Molecule: messenger RNA, 2678 nt
Organism: Sitophilus oryzae (rice weevil)
Lineage: Eukaryota; Metazoa; Arthropoda; Insecta; Coleoptera; Curculionidae
Product: SH3 domain-containing kinase-binding protein 1-like
Molecular function (GO): protein binding
Source: RefSeq, a predicted model, not a curated record
CAGACGAGAGCAAUUUUCUCACGAUUCACAACAGAAAAUAGCAAAAAGCAAACGUAACCAUUUAUCCUGUAAAUAUAUUUAUUUUGUGUUAUCAUUCGUUAGUAGGCUGGGUUUCGAUUUCCCAAACUUACCAAAAAUCAGCGAUGAAAUGAACAUGUGAGAUUUUAUAAUAUGCAAAAAUUAUGGUUGAAGUAGAAGUAGAAUAUAAUUAUGAAGCUCAAGAGCCUGAUGAGUUGAACAUUAGAAAAGGUGAUAUAAUUAAGGAUGUGAGGAAAAAGUCAGAUGGCUGGUGUGAGGGUAUUCUUAAUGGUAAGCGAGGCGUCUUUCCUGAUAACUUUGUAAAAUUCCUCGAUAAAGAUGUGGUAAUAAGAACAAAAAAGGAAACUGAUAGGAAAUGUCGUGUCGUGUUCAGUUACAAGCAAGACCACGUGGAUGAACUUAGUCUUAACGUAGGUGACGUUAUUAGUGUAAUUGGUGAAGAUGAAGAAGGUUGGUGGAGAGGAAUUUUGAACGGAAAGGAAGGUGUGUUUCCUUCAAAUUUCGUGGAGGAAAUACGAGAAUUACCUCCUCCGCCUAGGCCAACCAAUAGGAACGAAUUAUUGAAACUGACUGAAGAAGCGCCUGCCUUGCCAGCUAAACCAGUUAAGGAAUUUUGUAAAGUGCACUUUGGAUACAAGGCGCAAAAGGAUGACGAGCUGACAUUGAAAGAAGGUGAUAUAGUCACAAUAAUUAGUAAAGAUGCCGAAGAUCAAGGAUGGUGGCGAGGUGAAUUGAAUGGAAAAAUAGGUGUUUUCCCUGAUAAUUUUGUAACACUUUUACUUAACAACGUACAGGAUAAGAAUCCAAGCCCUAAGCACGAAGCAAAACCUCCUGCCAAUACAAACAGUGCCAUCAAGCCCAGUUCCGUAGCCUCGCAACGGAAAUCCCUCGAAAUUAAGAAGACAGACGCUUCUAAAAGUAAUUCGCCACUGCCAGGAAAGAAACCUUCAGUUUCUAAAAAAUCGCCGUCUGGUUCCAGUGCCGGCGGUUUAUUUUCGAAAUUGAAAGAUAAAAUAGCGGAUGCCGUGGAUGGGGUUAGCAGUAGCAAAGUUAAGGAAGCCAAGGAAGUGAAGGAGAGUGAAAAGAAUGAUAUUGUGGCCGUUCCAGACACCAGUGCGUUUGAUCAAGUGGAUAGGCGGCCUCUGUUGGGUGAUGUCAGAGCAAGCAGAGCAAGGCCUCCAGGUCGUCGUCUGCCUAGUAGCGUCCAGCAUAAGGAAGAUGGAGACGAUUCCUUGCCUACGAUUCCGAAUGGCAACACCGCCGAUCACAGCGCCAAAUCUGAGGACAGUAUCAAAUCGGAGGCCAGCUUUAGUAGCGAGAACCUGGACAACUCCUCGUCCUCGGAACUGGACGCUAAUGAGUCGAAACCCCGGUUGCGGGAGUGGGAAAAACACAGAGCUCCCUGGCUGGAGGAGAUGAAAUUGAACCAAGCUAAAAGAACGUCUGUAUCGCCGGUACCGGACCCCAAACACAAAAUCUCACCGGAGAGUGACCAGGGGUCGAAGUCCAGUCAAAACUCGCCCUCAGAAAAGGAGGUUAAUAUAGUGGACAUGUCCAAGUCGAUGUCGGACAUCAAGAUGAGUCCUGGUGACGUCAAAGCGGUUGGAAAGACGGAUAAGGCACCUCCGUUACGUAGUAGCAAACCCUUAGCACCGUCUACUGUCAAACCUACACCUAUAAGCUCGCCCCCAUCUCUCAAAGAUCUCCAACCGCCCAAGAUCUCCAAACCGGCCGCCCCCCAGCCAAUACUGACACCCAAACCGAAGCAGGCACUGCCCGAAGCAGUAGCGGCACCUCCGCACGCCACUGGAGGGUACCUGGGUUACUCGUCCAGUUUCUCGCACUCUAGCGCCGCCUCUAAGGAUGCCCAGGUCACCCCUAAGCAGUUCCAAGAAGUUUUGGACCGCCUAGCUAGGGUGGAGAUGAAAUGCGAACUUCAGGAGAAGCAGAUAGAGGACCUGAAGAACAAACUGCAAGUAGAGACGGAAUUGAGGAGGCUUUUGCAGGAGAAAGUAACGCAGAACAGCGUGCAAGUUUGAACUGGUGUAUUUUUAUAGGUGUUUUUUUUCUAAUUAAUUUCUUAAUACCAUUCAAAGAUGGUAAUACUAAUUCUUUCUUUACAGGGUCAACUUUUUUGUUCGAUUUUUUUAUUCCAAUCUAAGCUGAUAAAGAAAUAUAAUUAGGCACGCUUUAAAAUUGCAUUUUUAUUUAUUUCAAUUUCAAUUCUUAAAUGCUCAAUUCUUUUUUAAAUAACAUAGUUUCUUGUUUAAGCAAUGUAGGGAAAAGAUUAAAUUCAAUGCCUGGUAUUAAUUGGAAUGCUAAAUUAUGUUUCUUUAUGGUUGUGUGCUAGACUUUUGAAUAAAAAGAUUAAGGAAGGGGUAUAAUGCUAUCCUAUGUAUUCAUGCAUGGUCGACGAAAAGAGGACUCUAGGGUGGGGAUCCUUGACAGUUCUGUUUGACGGUUCAUUUGACACAUUUGAAUUUGAUUUGAAAUUUCGUGGAUUUGUUAGUCUUUACUAAGCUUAUUUUAUGUUAUUUACUAUUUAUUCUACUACUGAUAGUUGUUUAAAGGUAGUAAAUCUAGAAGGAAAUUGUAGCAGAACUUAAAUUAACAGUGACACUAUUGCGAUUUAUCGAAAA